AUGAUACCAAUAUCGUAUCCUUCGCCAAGGGUAUCACAGCUUGAUGCCCAUAUACUAGACUCUGAGUUGAUUUCAUUAUUGAAGGAACAACUCGCAUCUAUAUUUCAAUUGCAUAACAAUAGUCGAUUUUCAUAUAAUGAACAUCCCGAAUUAUGGUCAUUAUUGUUGAACUUACUUGUAUUUAGUCAAACUGUGUGGAAGAAUGGAUCAUCUUAUGGGUUAUCCCUUCAGAAUUUGAAAUUGACAGACUCGAGAACGGGGAAGAUGAUUGGAUUUUCGAAACGAUGGCUCUUGUUAGGAUUACUCGUUGGUGAUUAUUUAUACUCCAAACUUCAAAGUUACUUAUAUUCCCUUGAUGAAUCAAACAGACCACAACCUUAUAGUGUUACCAUCUUAGAAAAAGUGAAGAAUUUCUUGUUUGAGAAGAGAGGUACUAUCUUAGCCCAAUUAGAUAAGAUUUUUAAGUCAUUAAAUUUAAUCAAUUUCAUGCUUUUCUUGAUCAAUGGGAAGUAUCCAUCCUUGAUUCAUAGACUAUUCGGUAUAACCAUGACACCCAUUGUAUCAGACUUAUUGAAAUUUAACGGUAAUAAUGUCAAUUUUGAAUUUCAAAACAGACAAUUGGUAUGGAAUGUGAUGACAGAAUUUUUAGUAUUCAUAUUACCAUUAUUACAAAUCAAUAAAUUCAAGAGAUUAGUGAAAUCAGCAUUUUCAAGAGGUCAACCUCAAUCUCAAUCAGGUCCAUUUUUACUCCCAUAUGUGAACUUACCUAUUUCUCAAUGUGCAAUCUGUCAUAAUAAUAAUCAUAAAGCUGAAGCAUCAGGUGGUAGGACAUUUAUAUCAGCCGGUGUUAUCACUAAUCCAUAUGUGACCAAUUGUGGUCAUGUUUACUGUUAUAUCUGUAUAUCGACUGCAUUCAACACCAUGAAGGUAUCAGGUGAAGACUUGCCUUGUUUACGUUGUGGAGAGAAAUUAGAAUAUUAUCGAGAAUAUGGAGUUGUAGAAGAAGAUGGUGACGAGUAUGAUGACGAUGCGGUGAUAUUUGUGAAUGAAGAUGAUGAAGAGGAUGAUGAUGAGAAAGACGAACAAGAUGACGACGAUAACGAUGAAUUAAAUGAAAAAGCACAAGUAGAUACUCCAAAUUAUCCAUUGAUUCAAGAUGAUAGUGAAAUUGAAGAGAGUGAAGACUCUGAUUAUAGUGAAGAAGAAGAUUACGAGCAAGAUGAAGCAUUUGCAUUAUAG
Messenger RNA from Scheffersomyces coipomensis, 1239 nucleotides. It is a transcript of the gene PEX2, whose product is annotated as ubiquitin-protein ligase peroxin 2. Gene Ontology annotation, biological process: protein import into peroxisome matrix. Lineage: Eukaryota; Fungi; Ascomycota; Pichiomycetes; Serinales; Debaryomycetaceae. The coding region runs from base 1 to 1239 and encodes 412 amino acids. The transcript has a single exon. The record is from RefSeq and is a predicted model, not a curated record. Gene Ontology annotation, cellular component: peroxisomal membrane. Gene Ontology annotation, molecular function: zinc ion binding.